AUGGAUGCGCAGAAUGCUGCCGAGCCCGCCCCAACGAAGCCCGCCGCUUCUCCCAAGCGGCCAGGCAGCGACUCCGAUCACCCAAAGCCCGCCGCCGUAACCAAGCUGUCUAGCGUCGCCAAACCCGAGCUUCCUCAUAGAGAUGAUAGGCCGAGUGCAUCUUGUGCACGCCCCAGCGAUGAUGAUGGAGCCGCCGAUGGGAACUCGGAUGCCGAGACGAUCGUGUUGCCGGGCAAAGAUGGCCAUUCGCCGUCGAAAGUACGCAAGAUCAUCAAGCACGAAAAGAGCGACACGGACGAGGCCCUCCCUUCAUUGGCGAACCGCAAGCAUUCUCUGAUGAAGCAAGAGCGCGACAGUGACAAGGGCGACCAAGGCGACCGCCCCCCAAAACCGGACAGGCCCACGCUGGUUACCGGGGCCGGAUCGAACGAGGGCACCACACCGUCCAUUCUCGGUAAGAAGAAAAAACACUUGGACAAGCCCAAGGUCAAGGACGGCUCUAGCGGCUUGAGCUCCGCGCCGGGAUCUCCACCCCAACCCCAGCGACGCCGCCGUUUGUCGAAUGCCCACUCAAGGUCGGAUUCUGAGACAGCGCCUGUGGACUCGACAAAAACCUCGACCAAAGACAAAAGCAAACCACUCGAAAAAGUGUUACCACACAAGCGCAAGGCGACGAGGCCCGACUCCGAAGACGAGGCCGAGAGCCCUCACCGCCGCAGCGCCUCGACUCAACUUCUCUCGCAUUCGAAUGGUUUAAGCCAGAAGAAGAAGCGGGUACCGGCCCCGCUCCAGUCGACCGACUACCACUCGGACGACUCAUCGGCGAGCGGCAGCCCACAUCCGCGCAGCUCUAAACUUCGCGGAUUGGCGACUCCCGCCACCGCCGAUUCCACCGUCUCCCCUGCUAAAAUGGCGCCACACAAGAAGCAUCUCGAUGCCCACGGCCAGACCUUUCUUGCUAGAGCCUGCGCUAAGGGUGAGUACGACACAGCAAAGCUUAGGCUACAGGACCGUCCAGACGACAUCAACGUCGCCGACUAUGCUGGCAACACACCGCUACAGAUCGCUGCACUUAAUGGCUACGACGAUAUUGUUAAGUUGCUUGUGGAAGCCGGUUGCAAUCUCGACUGCGUCAACAAUGACAAGGACACCCCUCUGCUAGAUGCCGUGGAGAACGGCCACUUGGACGUGGUCAAGAUCCUUCUGGAUGCCGGCGUGAACCCCCGCAAGGCCAACGCGUACGGGCAAGAACCCAUCGACCGGGUGAACGACGAGCUUGAGUUUGCCGAUGAGAUCAGAGGAGCCCUAAACGACGCCAAGCAAAAGAUGGGCGAGCGGCGACGAACCUCGGAAGAGCAUCACACGGACAUGGCGGAUACUCGCUCAUCGUACGGCCCCGACAGUCCGAGGAGAUCACCCGGCGCACCGAACUCCAUCCACGCCGGCGCCGGUAGGAGGGCCGGAACCGUCCGAGCGACGAAGACUAGCAACCAUCUUUUAUAUAUGCCCAUGGACGACAAGACCCUUCGCUCGGCAGCUGCGCGUGGUGACGAGGAGACAGUGACGCGCAUUUUGCAAGUGAGGGAAAACUUUGACGAUCCGGAAUCCAUGGUUGCCGCCGCGAGAGGAGGCCACGACAUCGUCAUGCAGCUCUUGCUCGCCUUGGGCAAGGCAAACCCCGACCCGUCGCCUAUCCCGAGUCCGAACAGCGAACACUCGACCCCCAUGCUGGCCGCGAUUGGCCAGGAAAACAUCAAGGUCGUUCGGCUUCUUCUCGACCAGACCGAUUUUGACCCCACCCGUCGGAUCAAAGGGGAGGCUUAUCACGAAAUUGCGAGAAGGCGCCGGGGCCCGAACUGGAUGGAGGAAGAACACAUGCUGAAGGACGCCUACGACGAGCAUAGAAAGUCGCACAAGGAGAUUUCGAAAAAUCGAUCCCCCAGCAGGCGAGAACAAGUAGACCGCGAGCCGAGGCGCAGGCUGGAGUCGAGAGAUGAAUCCGCAAAACCCUUCAAGAGGAAAGCCAUCAGCCCCGCCAUGGAGGCUGAGAAACAUUCAACGAGCCCCAAAGAGAAAAGACGAGCGAGUUCUUUCACCGCCCACCAAGAUGACCAAACGUCACCAAAACGCGGCCCUGGGCCGGCCCAAGAAGGAUGA
Chaetomium globosum CBS 148.51 is the source of this 2157-nucleotide messenger RNA. RefSeq lists its product as uncharacterized. The transcript is spliced from 2 exons. Lineage: Eukaryota; Fungi; Ascomycota; Sordariomycetes; Sordariales; Chaetomiaceae. Gene Ontology annotation, molecular function: protein binding. Bases 1 to 2157 code for a protein of 718 amino acids. Gene Ontology annotation, cellular component: nucleoplasm. The record is from RefSeq and is a predicted model, not a curated record.